UCAGAAGCUUCGCUGAUCGGUAACUACGACAUCAUGAGAUGUUACGAAGUUGACAUUACAUUUCACUAUCAGAUUGACGGAGGACUCACAAAUAGCACCAUAACAAAUACCAAAGUACAGUUUUCUUCUCUUUUUCAACAAGUGCCCAGCCUUCUCUCAAUUCAUCCAAAGUGUUAUGAUGUCGCAAUCACCAGGAAAGAUAUACUCAACUCUCUGCCGGGAGUGAAAAGUAUAUUUUUUACAAUACCAAUGAUAUUCACUGGAUCAAAAAAUGUAGAAGAUAGUCAAAUUUCAGCAAUGAUUGCAGGUUGUAUAAAUACACUGACGACAAGAUAUCAGGGAUUUAUCGACAGCAACACUCCGAAUAUAUCCCAAAAUGGCACUCAUAAUACGCACAAUGCAUCCACCAUAUCAAAAAAGCGAUCCUGCUGUGGUGGGAAUAUACCGCCGCCCUGUUGUGCCGUGGGCUCAGUUAACGUGUCAAGAAGUAAAUGUGGUGAGUUAAAACAACGAAUGGAUUAUAUUUGCAGUUGACCCAGGAUCAGGGACGAGCAGACCAUUUGUUAUGCUCUUGAGCGAAACCGCCUGGGGGGGGGGCGACUUUGAGAUAGAAAACAUGGCUUCCAGGGGGGCAUCAGUGUAUAAAGGGGGGACUAUAGAGUUUGUUUGCCGAUUAACGGCUAAUGAGGAAGGGGGACCAUAAGAACAUUACAGAGCCUUCCCCCCCCCCCUUCGACCUAUAAAUAUUGAUCAGUUUUUAAGCUAAGUUCUUUCUCCUACAUUUAGGUUGUUUGCCAGGGUUCCAAUUUGAUCCAGGCAGUUUAUGUCAGCGUUGUCCUUCAGACACCUAUCAGGACGAACAAGGUCAAUAUUCAUGCAAGAGGUGUCCUGGAAGAAAACAAACAUUUGGAAAAACAGGAAUGACUAGCAAUUCCAGCUGCCUAGGUGAGCUUAAAUAUCAGGGAACGUGUCGGUAAAAUAAGGUUUUUAGGAAAAAGGAGGGCCACUUGAGCUCGGAUAUACCUUCAGUAGCCGUUCCGUUUUCUUUAUUUCUCUGGGGAUAUACCGCCGCCCUGCUGUGCCGUUGGCUCAAUCAAGGUUUCAAAUAUUAGUUGCGGUAAGGAUUUUCAUUUCUAUUUUGAAAGAAAUAAACAUUCCAUCAAUAAAAUGAUACACACGGUUUGUGCAGCGGUAUUUGCACUAAAGGCAAGCGCGGAAAAUUCCCAACAGUGUCCUCGUCCCUUCAUAUCUCUCCUUGACACUGGACAGAAUCUUGUUUUUUUUUUUUUCCUCCAACAUUUUACACAAAUUGUGUUACUUUUUUUAGGUUGUUUGCCUGGAUUUCACUUCGUCACCGGCCGUUCGUGUGUUCCUUGUCCUUCUGACACUUAUCAGGAUGAACAAGGACAAAAGUCUUGUAAGACUUGUCCAGCUAAUACAGUAACAUUUGGUAAGACAAGAAUGACAAGCAAGGCCAACUGCACAGGUAUGGGCAGCAACAAAACUGAGCUAAGGUUCGUUUGACUUUUCAUACGCCUUUCCUUUCCUAUCAAACAUUCGAGAUUGCUUCGUUUUCUUUUUAGAUACAAUGCUCUGAAAGUUAACGACCAAGUAGUUUUCCUGCCUGAAAACAUCAACAACGAAAAGAUAGUCGCGAAUGUUACUUUUACUACAGUUCUGACUUCCCUUCCUAACAGUGUCCGCGUCCCUUAAUCCCUCUCCUUGAAAAAUCCUUUGACACUGGACAGAAUCUUUGUGUUUUUUUCUCAAACGUUUCAGACAAAUUGUAUUCCUUUCUAGGUUGUUUGCCUGGAUCUCACUUCGUCACCGGCCGUUCGUGUGUCUCUUGUCCUUCUGACACUUAUCAGGAUGAACAUGGACAAAAAUAUUGUAAGACUUGUCCAGCUAAUACAGGAACAUUUGGUAAGACAAGAAUGACAAACCAAGCCAACUGCACAGGUAUGGCAGCAACAAAACUGCGCUAAGGUUCAUUUGACUUUUCAUACACCUUUCCUUUCCUAUCAAACAUUUGAGAUUUGCUUCGUUUUCUUUUUAGAUACAAAUCCUCUGCAAGUUAACGACCAAGUAGUUUUCCUGCCUGAAAACAUCAACAACGAAACGAUAGUCGUGAAUGUUACUGUCACUGCUGUUCUGGCUUCCCUUGUUCGACCAUUUAAGUUUUACGUAGAUAAUGUCACACAGCCACGACUACUGUCACGCGAGGUGUCAAGGCGAAAGCGGCGUCGUGUUGAAGUUAAUUCUCGGUGUACACACCCUGAGCUCUGUCCUAAAAUGUUAGUCGAUCUCUGUUUUAAGGCAGGUGCUGUCAAACCAGAAAAUUAUUUCUGCAUUCAUCGAUUCACUGGACGAAUAAGGGUAACGCAAGACUUUGUAUUCAAAGAAGGUGAAGUAUUUGAUUUACAAAUACGCGUGACGGACAGCGACCCAAGUGGAAUAACGGAAAACACAGCCAGAAUCAAACUCAUUUCUGGUGACCCGUGUAAGAACGUCCUAGCAAUUUAUGAUGAAGCCGUGAAAUAUUGCAUCAAGAAUUCAGAAUCUGUCGAUGGAGGAAAGAAGUGCUUGAGUACUCAGUGCACAGAGACUGCCCAUGAUUGGAAAGAGGCACUUAACAGUGCAAGUAAAGUACCAGAGAAAGACUGCUCAGCUGAUCCCCAUAAUCUUACAGUGCUCAUCCGCGAAAACCCACUUUGUGGUAAGUAG
Molecule: messenger RNA, 2724 nt
Organism: Pocillopora meandrina
Lineage: Eukaryota; Metazoa; Cnidaria; Anthozoa; Scleractinia; Pocilloporidae
Source: the annotation of a GenBank genome assembly